Messenger RNA from Polistes dominula (European paper wasp), 2160 nucleotides. Its product is annotated as salivary endonuclease. Gene Ontology annotation, biological process: apoptotic DNA fragmentation. Gene Ontology annotation, molecular function: nucleic acid binding; RNA endonuclease activity; metal ion binding. Lineage: Eukaryota; Metazoa; Arthropoda; Insecta; Hymenoptera; Vespidae. Gene Ontology annotation, cellular component: mitochondrial inner membrane; nucleus. The record is from RefSeq and is a predicted model, not a curated record.
UAUAAAACUAGAGAGACUGAUUCACAAUCGUGACAACCGAUCAGAGUAUGGUUGCGUACCGUUUUACAGUAAGCAGUACUUUUACUACAGUAAAAACUUCACUCAAAGAUUCAGAAGAAUAUUCUAAACCACUAUCAAAGGUUUGUAACCACUACAAAGUUAGUAAAAUAAUAUAAACGGUCGGAUUUUUUCAAGUGAUCUCUGAUUGCUAUGUAAACACAUGUGAUACAAAGAGAAAAAGAUUUUCCUAAUUCAAAGAAUAAAGUUCAUUUGUUCUGGAGUUGUCUGAUAUCGGUCGAUGAACUUAAGGGCAGAGAUUACGAAGACAGAUAUUUUCCCUAGAUAAGUUCUCAAAAACUAGCAUUAUUUCCAUUGGUAUCAUUGCCAUCAUUUCGGAACAAGCAACAUAAUAACGAAGAACAUCAUUGGCUCCUGACAAAGUAGCAUAAUCAAGAAAAGAAGUAUAAGUAGCCAAUCAACAUCUUCAUCAAUCUACAAGCAACACUAUCAUCAAGCAGAAGUUCAGCUUUUGCGGUAUAAUUCUACUAACAACAUCGUUCCACAAGAGUACAUCUAAUCCAGCAUCAUGCUGUUGUUAUUCAUGAUACAUCUUGUUGCUGUUUUGUUAGUCCUUGGAAGUCCAUUUAAAAAUGAAAAUUCGAUUUAUCGAGAAUAUGCAGACAACGGUUGUUCCCUGUCCACGAAAUAUAAAUAUGGCGAUCUUAAAGAACCACAACCAUUGAUUCUAACACGAAAUGGUACUGUAUCGAAAAUACUUUAUCCCAAUGAAAAGGGUUUAUUAAAAAUGCAAACAGGUCAAUCAAUUUAUUUGGAAUGUCCUGGUGACAAAAAUUUUGUUAGACCAAAUAGAAAUCUCAAGGAAGUUAAAGCUACUUGCGUAGGGAAUAAAAUGUUUAACGUUAAUGGUGAAAAUAAAAAUUUUUCAUCGAUAACGUGUAAAUUUGUACCAGAGAGCCUAGCAAGGCGUACAAAUUUAUGGUGUUACGAUAACAAAAGUACACACGUUGAAAUUGGUUUCAAUUUGACUACCAAUUUUCUUCCUUUAAUUGAACUAUGUCACGAUGAAGAAACCUACAUUACGUACUAUACGAAAUUUAGGAUGACGAAAUGGAUCGGUGGACAUCAGAAAGGUUUUCCUAGACCGAGAUGGACGAAAGGAGAUUACUAUGGAAAAAUAAAUAUGGACUUGCAAUACAACUUCAAUACUCAACUUCAAACAUUCACAAAAUUAUUAAAUUCAAGCGAAUUGGCUAAAUCGUAUUUAAAUAAGACAAGUGAAUUUUUAAACCGUGGACAUUUGACGGCAAAGUCUUAUUUCAUUUACGGUGCAAUGCAAUCGUCGACUUUUUGGUUUAUAAAUACUGCACCUCAAUGGUCUUCUUUCAAUUCUGGCAACUGGGAAAAACUCGAAGAAAAUGUCAGAACUUUCGCAUCUAAUCGUUCUUUAGAUCUCGAUGUUUAUAUUGGUGUACACGAUCAAAUGACUUUGCCGAAUUUUAAUAAGACAGAGACACCUAUAUAUCUCUACGUCAAUGGCACAACCAAAGCACUUCCCGUUCCCAAGUUCUUUUGGAAAAUAAUCUACGAUCCACAAAGUAAGAAGGGUACUGCAUUCGUUGGUUUGAAUCAUCCCUUUAUCAAGUCGAUCACAAAAGAUAUUUACAUAUGCAACGAUAUCAGUUCGACGAUCAAUUGGCUCACCUGGGAACCUAGGAAUAUCAGAAAAGGUAUCUCUUAUGCGUGUACCGUCGAAGAUCUACGUAGAGCAGUACCAACUAUUCCUAAAUUUCAAACGUUCGAUGUUUUAAUCUAAGAAUCGAUACGAAUAAUUUCAAAAUAUAUGAAACAUUAAAGAGGUAUUAUCUACUCUAUUAGAGUUACGUUCGAUUAUUUCCUUUGAUCUUUGACACGUGCCAACUACUUCCUAUGUUAACAUGCUAACGACUUACAAAUCUAAUUCCCCUUCAAUGUUAUUAUUAAUUAUAUCAAUUUUGAAUAAAACUGUAAAUAAAUUUAUAUUCUAUAUACAUAUAUUACAGCAUGCAUCGUGUCUUAUAAUUAUUUUGAACAUAAAGGGUAAUAAACAGUUGAUUCACACAACUGAUAUCGUAGCUAAGUUUGUAAUUUAAAAGUUUCCUC